Darwinula stevensoni is the source of this 1092-nucleotide messenger RNA. NCBI's taxonomy places the organism in Eukaryota, Metazoa, Arthropoda, Ostracoda, Podocopida, Darwinulidae. The record is from the annotation of a GenBank genome assembly.
AUGCUUUACGACCGUCUCGCCCGAGAUUUUGGAUGCGUGCAACUCAUUCUAGCUGCACGCAAUUGCGCCCACGUAUCACGCGUUUUCGUGACGCGCUCGUCCCUCGGGAAACGAGCAUCGACUCGAGUCGUGGCUGAUUCGCGAGGACCCGGAACGAAAGACCCCACGGAGGCGGAUGUUGAAAUUCCCAGGAAAACGUCCAUCCCUCUAUCUUACAGAGGAUCGACGAGCCGAAGUGGAUGCCACGUGGUGCCCGCGCCACGCAAAUCAGAUUCCGUCUUCCCUUCAAAUGUUCCCCUCGAGGGAGCGAGCAGGUGCGCAUCUCGUCGACAUCCGGGAAGAUGUCGCCGCUCUCACGGCGUGCCAUCCGGAUAUAUGGGCACGAACCCUCCCAGGCCACCAUCACUUUCGGUCAUCGACGGACGUCAGAAUCUCGAGCCACCGCUUCCGAGGAUAGACAUGGAUCGCGUUUCCCUCUCUGUUGUGUUUGCCCUAGCCCUCGUGAACCAGGCCUUCGCCUUUCCGUUCGGAUUCUCCCUGCGAACGAAAAGAGAGAGGCCGUCGGUCCCCUGGAUGCUGCCUGGAGUCAUGCUGAACGCGGAAGGAGGACGAAAGGCGAAGGGGAUCGCAUCGGAAGAGUCCUUCGCUCUCGAGCGUGAACGGAGCAAUGCCAACGAUUACGUGGACCAGCUCCUCGAUAACGUUCAGAACUUCAUCAUCGAAAACGGAUACGACAACUUCCCUCUCCCGGAUCAGAUCGAGGAGUUCAGUGAAGUAUUUUUGGGGAUCGAAUGGCACGGAGAGGCGUCCCUCACGCAAGGAUUUCUCAAGGGACUGGAGACGGUACAUCGAACGGGGGAUGCCACGUUGGACACCAGCGGCAACACUAUCACCGUCACCGCCGACAUCGGCUUCCAUGCCAUGGAGGGAGGAUACCAUAUGCACGUGGACUUCAUGGAUAUCGGCAUCGACGUCGAUGCCGCCGUCCACAUUCAGGACGUCGCCGCUCACUUCAAGGUGCCCUGCCCCGAAUGCCGAAUUUUCCUUUCCACUCCUCUCACCCUGGUCUCACGCCUCCGACUUACAAUUUAA